UCGGAGGUGCAGUGGUAAAGUGUAAAGUAGCAUGAAAAGGAACUGCUCAGAGCUGGACACAGUGAAGUGUACAGCUCUGACCUUUCCAGCGCUGUCUCAGGUCUGUGUGAGUGUUUGUGAGUUCAGGAUCUCGUCAGUGUGGAUUGGAUGCAGCUGUGCCUGUUUGCCUGGAAUCAGGUCCUGGAAGAUCCAGGAUCAGGUCAGGUGGUUCAGUCAUGGACGAGUUGGCGUUGGAGCGGUACUUUGAUGAUUCCAUUGCAAAUGACUCCAGCUUCAUGUUGGGGGAGGAGCUGGGCCUCCAGCAACCCACCCCCCAUCCACAGGCUCCCACCCCCUCCCUGCAGGACUCCUCUUACCUGUUGGUGAAGGUGGGGCUGAGGGGAGAGCUGGGGGAGCAGCUGGACCUCAGUUUUCUACCUGAUGAACUCAGCACACAGGAAGACACAGCAGCAGAGACUCAGACUUCAGCUCUGAACGUGUCCCAGGACAGCGGUGUGUGUCUGAACUACAACUCCCAGGAUUCCACAGCAGCUGACCCCCAGCAAGGGGUGUUUACAUCAGGACUGGGGACCACUGCCUCCCCCUUCUGUCCCAUGACCCCCAUGACCCCUGUGACCCCUGUGACCAAGAGAUCAGGAAUCAUCCCACAGUUACAGAACAUUGUCUCCACAGUGAACCUGGGUUGUCCUCUGGACCUGAAGUUCAUCGCCCUGCAAGCCCGAAAUGCUGAAUACAACCCGAAGCGUUUUGCAGCUGUCAUCAUGAGGAUCCGCGAGCCUCGAACCACAGCGCUGAUCUUCAGCUCAGGGAAGAUGGUGUGUACAGGAGCCAAGAGUGAGGAGCAGUCACGGCUGGCAGCCAGGAAAUACGCCCGGGUGGUGCAGAAACUCGGCUUCCCUGCUCGCUUCCUGGACUUUAAGGUCCAGAACAUGGUGGCCAGCUGUGACGUUUGUUUCCCCAUCAGACUGGAAGGACUGGUCCUGACCCACCAGCAGUUCAGCAGUUAUGAACCAGAACUGUUUCCAGGACUCAUCUACCGGAUGGUGAAACCUCGUAUCGUCCUGCUCAUCUUUGUGUCUGGGAAAGUGGUUCUGACUGGAGCUAAAGAAAGAGCUGAGAUCUACGAAGCGUUUGAGAACAUUUAUCCCAUCCUGAGAGGCUUCAGGAAACAGUGAGGACUCCGACAUCACUUCCUGUUCAUUUAUAAAUAGACUAAAUUAGCGUGUGUGUGUGUGUGUGUGUGUGUGUGUGAGAGUCAGCUGUGUGUUGGAUGUUUCACCAAAUCACUGCACAGUAAAACCAACCUGAAUCAGACAUUCAUUAGAAAACUGUGAACUUAUAUCUGAUCAUUGACAAAAGUCAGAAAAUCAGCUGCUCCAGCUUUAAUCAGUGACUUGAACUUGAAUUAAUGUGGAUUAAUAAGACUUUGAUUCCUCUGCUGAUGAUUUGCCUUUAAACUGUGUGACCUGAAAGGGGAUGGAUCCAUCGUCCCUGAUGCUAUAAAGUAAAGUAAAUAGCAAGAACUUCAACAGGUCCUUGAAAAUGGUCGUUUCAAAACAGUGUCUGUGUCUUUGACUCUGAUCCAAAGUUUUUCAAAGACCUGUUCAGUCCAGUCCUUUACGGUUUGGACGUCCUCUGUCUGGUUUGACUGUAUGGCGAUCCGUGUGAUGACCCUAUUCACCAGUGUAUGGACAAUAAACUUGUUUUUCUUCUCCUCUCUGUUCAGCUCGUCACUGACUUCUCUUUGUUUCACUUGACACGUCCACUGACGUGGCUUUACCUGAUGCUUCUAGGUGAAACUGAAAACAAGCAGUGAUGUAGAAGGGAAACUGAUGUUUCAGAUGUGAGGACAGCAGCAGCUCACUUCUGCCAAACGUCUCACAGAGGUCCUUGAAAAUAAUCUUGAGAACUUUUGAGCUCGCAACAUUCUCAAGGACUCCUCUCACUCUGCAAAUGGUCUGUUUGACCUCCUGCCCUCCAGGAGGCGCUUCAGGAGCCUCUGCACAAGAACCAGCAGACUCAGGAACAGCUUUUUCCCCACAGCUGUUUCCUUAUUGAACUCAGCGCCCCUGUAACCCCCCACCUCCACCUCCCACACCAACCCUGCCCCCUGACCCCCCCAUCACCCUCACACACCAUCCAAACUCCUCACACCACCCACCCUCUUUCUCUAUAUAGUGUACAUAUAUUCAUAAACCUGCCUGUAUAGUAAGUUUAUAUUACCUGUAUGUCUGUACAUACACUUAGAUACAUAAUGCAUCUGUAUAGUAUGAUCAUAACUGUACAUAUUGUUAUCUAUUUAUUUAUAUAUGUAUGUAUAUACAGUAUGUACUGUGAACACUGUUUAUCCUGCACUUGCUGCUGUUGCU
This is a messenger RNA of Toxotes jaculatrix (banded archerfish), 2369 nucleotides long. It is a transcript of the gene tbpl2, whose product is annotated as TATA box binding protein like 2. Bases 216 to 1175 code for a protein of 319 amino acids. Gene Ontology annotation, biological process: DNA-templated transcription initiation. Lineage: Eukaryota; Metazoa; Chordata; Actinopteri; Toxotidae. The transcript has 8 exons. The record is from RefSeq and is a predicted model, not a curated record. Gene Ontology annotation, molecular function: DNA binding; RNA polymerase II general transcription initiation factor activity.